Messenger RNA from Leptopilina heterotoma, 1202 nucleotides. Its product is annotated as probable ascorbate-specific transmembrane electron transporter 1. Lineage: Eukaryota; Metazoa; Arthropoda; Insecta; Hymenoptera; Figitidae. The record is from RefSeq and is a predicted model, not a curated record. The coding region runs from base 158 to 832 and encodes 224 amino acids. The transcript is spliced from 3 exons. Gene Ontology annotation, molecular function: transmembrane monodehydroascorbate reductase activity.
CAUUCAUGAUAAAAAAAAAAUAAUUUUUUUUUCUUUGAUUUCAUAUACCACUUGACUCAAGAGUUUUCUAUUAAAACUUGAACAGAUAAAAUUUUCAUAUUUUCCUAAGAUAGUGUGUGUAUGGAAUUACAUUUCAAAUAUACAAAAUUUUCAGACAAUGGAUUUCGAUCAUGAAGAGCCAAAGAGAAAAUUUGAUUGGACAUUUGGGAGGAUUUGUCUUUCAGUGGCAAAUUUAGUAAAUCACAUAAUGAUAGGAUUUUUAACAAUUUAUAUUAUCUAUUUAGGACGAGAUUUAUCGAAUAAUACAAAUAUUCAUGCUGUACUGUCAACAAUCGGAUACGUUCUUUUGAUGUCCGAAGCCAUAGUCGUUCUUGCCGAGGAAAAUCUUUGGACAAACUUUCUAUCACGUCAAGUAAGCAAGCACAUUCACUGGAUUUUACAAGUUGGAGCUGCAGUUUUCAUUAUCGUUGGAGUUGGUGUAAAAUAUGAUAAAAAAGAAAGUCAUUUCCACUCAACUCAUGCUAUUACCGGGAUCAUUUCUGUUGGUCUGAUAAUUUUUGUCGCUUUAAUGGGAAUUUUUGCAUUUUACUCCGUGGAAUUGAGACGAAUAAUAAGGCCAGUGUUAUUUAAAUUAUUUCACAAUUUAUUUGGUAUUGGAUGUUUUGUCAUUGGAAUGACGUCAUUAUUAUAUGGCUAUGAAAAAAAAUGGAUGACGAUAAAAGCAACGGAUGAAAUGAAAUUAACUUGUGUAAUCUUAACGUAUGCGAUUACAGUGUUUUCCCUUGUUGGCGCUUUUGGAUCCCUUUUUAACCAACUUGGUUUAAUCAGAUAGUAAGUAAAUUUUCAACAAAAGAUGUCAUGGGUGCCAUAAUGUUUACGAGACAUAAUAAUAACUUGAAAAACAAGAGUGUCUCACGCUGAAUAAGAAGUAAGUUUAAAACCACCACCUCUCUCUCAAACCACUCCCCGCCCCGAUAUAAAGUGGUUUCAUAAAAAAUUUUCAUCCCACUAUGUAAAGCUUGUCUCUACUCAACGGUUUUAAGAAAGAAAAAUUUCAAAAUUCCCUUUUUGAAUAUGAAUUCCCCGCGCUAUUAUUAAACAUCUCCUUGGAAAAUAUUUUCAACACACAAAAAAAUGUUUAUUGUAAUUCGCUCUUUACAAAAAAUUGUCACAAAAAUAUAUUUUGUAAAAAAAACUUUAAA